Molecule: messenger RNA, 1547 nt
Organism: Cuscuta epithymum
Lineage: Eukaryota; Viridiplantae; Streptophyta; Magnoliopsida; Solanales; Convolvulaceae
Source: the annotation of a GenBank genome assembly
AUAUAUUCUAUUCUUGAGCUAGCACUGCCUUAACAAACUACACAUUGACAAUGCUUUAGUAUAUAUUCAGAGUAAAAGGAGAAAAGGGUAUCCAUUCUCUUUGUCAAAGCCAUACAAAGAUCAGUGAUCCAGCCAUAAGAAAAAAGGGUUAUCCUAUCUUUUCCAAGCUAAGUAAAGAUAGGAUAGGAUGUAUAGUGGUGAGAGCAACAACGAUGAUGGUUUCGGGCUGAGUUUGAGCCUGGCAAUGCAGUCCACCUACGGCCCGAAUAGUGGAUUCGAGCCAACCCAUUCUUUUCCUUUGAAUCUUUUGCACCCUCGUCUCUUGUCUUUCAUGCACCAAAAUGAUACUCUCAAGAAUCUCCCUACUUCCACUUCUGUUUCUGGUGUAGAAGAGAAAAGUGGGGAAGGGAGAAGGUACGAGAGAGCUGGGAUUGACAUAAAUCAGCCGGCACUGACGACGGAGUAUGAUGAACACGUCAUGGUCGCGUCGUCCCCGCGCAGCACGGCGGCUUCGACGGUGACCGGGAAGAGGAGCGAGAGGGAAUUUGACGCCGAGGAGGAAGCGGCGGCAGAGAUGACUGGCAGCUCCAUGGAUGAAGACGGCGGAGACGAGGCGGCUGCAGCCGCCAGGAAGAAGCUGAGGUUGACCAAGGAACAAGCGGCGGUUCUUGAAGACACCUUCAAGGGUCACUGCACCCUCAACCCGAAGCAAAAAGUGGCCUUGGCGAAACAGCUGAAUCUUAAGCCUAGGCAGGUUGAGGUGUGGUUCCAGAACAGAAGGGCAAGGACGAAGUUGAAGCAAACAGAAGUGGAUUGCGAGUACUUAAGACGGUGUUGUGAAAGGCUGGCGGAAGAAAACCGACGAUUAGUAAAGGAAGUGGGGGACCUUCGAGCGUUGAGACUACCGCCGCCGCCGCCGCCGCAAGGGUACAUGAACAUGACCCCUCCGACCACGCUCAUCAUGUGCUCGCAGUGCCAGCGCACUCGGCCGUCGCACUCCUCCUCCUGCGACGCCGCCACAUCUCCGCUCUCCACCACCGUCGCUUGCCACCCACAACAUCCGCCGCCAGCUCCUCUCAUGCAAUGGGCUGCAAUGCUCCAGUCCCAGUCCUCUUCACACCGCCAUCUUGAGCAGCUAUUGUAGCAAUAUUAUUGCAUGCAUUAGGGCGGCCGGAAUUAAUUAAUUAAAGUGAUCGAUUAUAAUGAGCGUUUCGUGUUUAUUUACUACACGUUGGAUAUAUUUAUAUAGCUUCCGAAUGUUGAAGAAUGAUAUACGAAGGAUAUGGCAGGCUAAGAUGCUAUCCAACAUACAUGCAUCCGAGCUAGUAUGUGUUAUGUGUACGUAUAGCUACUAGGUAGAAGAUCAAUUAAUUUUGUGUCUUUCGAUCAAUUGACUAGAUCGAGGAUUAGUUGUAUUAUGUUGCGGACUAUACUAAAUUGUAUUUAUUUAUUUUGGGAGAUCAAGCCAAUUUACUCAUUGUUACUAUCAUUCCUACUUUGAGUGCAUUUUAUAAAAGAAUAAUCUCUACUUGAUGAAUAAUAGGGAU